AUGAGGGAGACGGCCCUGAAAUCUCUGGGAAAUGAAGGCCUUUUCCUCUUCUCUUCCUUGGAUACUAACAACGACCUGUUCAUCAGUCCAGAGGAGUUCAAGCCAAUUGCAGAGAAGCUAACUGGCAUUGUUCCGGCUGCUAGCGCUGAGGAGGAAGAGGUGCUGGAUCCCAGUGGAGAAACCAUCUCAGUCUUGGCCAGAUUCCAGCCCCUGCUGAUGGAAACCAUGACAAAAAGCAAGGACGGCUUCCUUGGUGUUUCUCACCUUGCCCUUUCUGGGCUUCGCAACUGGACGGCUCCAGCAUCUCCUGUGAGUGUGAUGUUUGCCCGGCAAUUCAAGGCUUUCCUUCCACCAAAGAACAAGGUGGAACUGGGUGAUCCAUGGUGGGUCAUUCCUAGUGAACUCAACAUCUUUACAGGGUAUCUUCCCAACAAUCGCUUUUACCCUCCGGCUCCCAAAGGCAAAGAGAUUUUAAUUCACAAACUCUUGAGUAUGUUCCACCCCCGGCCUUUUGUGAAAACUCGCUUUGCUCCUCAAGGAACCGUAGCCUGCAUCCAAGCUGUUGCUGAUUUCUACUAUAAGAUUGCUUUCAGGAUCCAUGCAGAGUUCCAACUGAACGAACCCCCAGAUUUCCCAUUCUGGUUUUCACCUGCUCAGUUUACAGGCUACAUUGUUCUCUCCAAGGAUUCCUCCCACGUUCGAGAAUUCAAGCUAUUUGUCCCUAACAACAGGUCUCUCAAUGUGGACAUGGAGUGGCUCUACGGAGCCCUUGAGAGCAGCAACAUGGAGGUGGAUAUAGGAUACUUACCUCAGAUGGAGCUAGAAUCUCUGGGGCCGUCCAUCCCUUCCGUGAUUCAUGAUGAAAACGGGAAUGUGAUUGACAGCAGAGAAGGGGAACCCAUUCAGUUCAUCUUUGAAGACAUCGCCUGGCAGGGAGAAAUAAGCUGGGAAGAGGCAGUCAGCAAACUGGAAGUGGCCAUGUAUCCCUUUAAGAAAGUUUCCUACCUUCCUUUUACACAAGCUUUUGAGCGAGCAAAAUCAGAGAACAAACUCGUCCACUCUAUCCUGUUGUGGGGUGCGCUAGAUGAUCAGUCAUGCUGAGGCUCAGGGCGAACUCUCCGGGAAACCGUCCUGGAAAGUUCGCCCAUCCUCACUUUUCUGAAUGAAAGUUUUAUCAAUAGCUGGUCGCUGGUGAAGGAACUGGAGGAUUUACAGGCGAAGAGAGAGGAUGAGAUCAACAGCAAACUGGCAGGUCUCCAUCUUGAAAAGUAUAACUUCCCAGUGGAGAUCAUGAUCUGCCUGCCCAAUGGCACCGUGGUCCAUCACAUCAAUGCCAACUAUUUUCUGGAUAUUACUUCUAUGAAGCCCGAAGAAGUUGAGAGCAGCAUCUUUAGUUUUUCUGCCAGUUUUGAAGAUCCCUCAACAGCAACCUACCUCCAGUUCCUUAAAGAAGGACUUCAGAAAGCAAAACCAUUCUUGCAGACCUAAACUGCAAAUCAGAUCAAUGUUGUACUGUUGUGAAGCACCAAAGAUGCAGACGUUUUUCUUUCUGGCGCUUACUAAGCUCAGCCAUGACAGUGUUGAGUCAUAAAGUGCUUUACUAGGAAUGAAAGGGCUCCCAACAAGGAAAUGCCGCUUGAAAAAAAAAACAGCUGUAACAUCUGUUACUACACAUAUUAUUUUCAGGGUACUUCCAAAGAAGCUGGACGUAUGCUUCUCUUACUGGCAAGUUGUGAAGCGUCUGAAAGAAGUUGUCGGGUGUCCAGCAAGAGGUUGGGAAUAGUUCAGCAGAAAAGUUGGGGUUCCUAGUGUGAUGUCAGGCUGUAAAGAUCAGUCUCAAGCAAAGUCCAAAUGGCCCGGAGGUGGUUUCCUUUAGUAAAAGGUUUUGCUGUGUAGCAUUCUUGAAUGGGAUACUGUUCUUUUGCAGCUGGUCUGGAGUUUGACUCCUAAAUUGCUAGUGUGCAGUUGACCUUUUAAGCUAUAACACACCCUUUGGCUCCAAGUGACCUCAACAGGUCACAGUUGCCUUCAAGAUCAGAGCUAUAGUGAGUGACCCAAGGCAAGACCUGGUUGUGUGUUACACUCUCCCUGGUAUCUGUGGACAGCUUAGAUCCAGGCUACUGCACAAAUGCAAGACACAAAAAAGUGAUCUUUUGUCCAACCAUUUCUGAAUUUCCAGCCUGGCCUGCUAUAGUUUUCCUCCUCUGUAUGUCCAGUUGUUCUUUAAGGGAAGGGAUGAUUUAACCUGGGAGAACCCAAUCAAUCCUUUUAUAGUUAAGAAUCAGCUCUUAGCUCAGUCAAGGAGAAUAUCCCUUGUUACUUUUUGAAAGCACAUACUGGAUAAGUGCAAUCACAAUGAUCAUGUCGCUGCCAAAGUCAAGUAAUAUUUAAAGGUGAUUUUACAGGACUAAUUGUCUUAUAGAAAAAUUGCUCUCAGUUACAACCCUGUAUCUCACCACUCCACAAUCCUGGGAUUUCUCUUAGCCUUAGGUCAAAUCAUCCUGCGAUUAUUUCUUUGUCAUGUAAUGCUGUCCAUAUUAAUGUUUUAAUUCCUGUUUUCAAAUAGCUCAUUAAGCACAAAAAAGAGGGAAAUUUACAUUGUCAAGAGUAGACGAAUCAAAAAAAUGAAUCAACACUUCAUAGAAUACGAUAUUUAGAUCUGCUGCAUUAUGGCAAUCUUUCUCAAACUUAUUUAACUGAUUGUUUCCACCUUUUGAAGUUACACCUAACCUCUGGUUCUCCUGACACAGCACUAACAGUUUAUUCCGCCAUUGAAUAUGCAGAGAUUCUCAAGUAAACUGAUCUCUUAAUCCAAUUUUUGCCAACGAAAAUAACAGGAGCGUUCUGCCUCUCCUAAUGCAACACCCAGGGGGCUAUAGUUAGAACCAAGAGAAAGCUCUUCCAUUGUUUUGUUUUGUUUUUUUCUUACCAGAUUGGGUUGAGAAAUUGUUGCUCAGCAGUGGAAUAUGUAUGUAGAGAAUAGGCAGAAGGACAGUGCCUUGCGUCUCUAGCUGGAAAGGAUGUCAAUUAGCAGUUGAUGUGAAGAAACGUCUUUGCCUUAGAAAAGGAUACUAGGAAGUGUAAUUUUUUUAAAGGUUUUUUUUUCCUUUUAAAAACUCUUCCUUUGAGAACCUAGAGAGUCAAGUCACCAUCAGAGUGGACAGUACUAAGCUAAACAGACAAAUGGUUUUACCUGGUAUAAGCUAGCUUCCUAUCAUUGAGGGUCUUUUACCAGGAGUCAUUCAUCUUGAAGUCUCAGCUGGCAUUAAUUGUUUUGUUUUUCUUUGUCCUUGUUUUUGUUGGAAGAUUCUUGUUCUUUUAAGGUCUUUAUGAUCUUCAGAUUGAGAAUCCUAGUCCACUCUGUCUAGGGCCAAACAGUGGAGGAAUGCCCAUCCAGCAUGAAGGAAGCAUAGAGAUACAGAUGAUAAGAAACGAGCAGGCAGAGGUGGGAAGCUCAGAUAGCCCAAGACUAAAGGUUGGUCAACGUGGAGUACAUGGAGCGAGGCAGGAAGGAUACUCGGCCAUUUAGAACUGCCUCGUGUGCUGUUUAGACGGGGUACGCACUAAACAGUUUAUAUGUCCCUAUAAAGCACUCCUACAUGCAUAUGGAAGAUGCAUUUUACUGACACUUCCAUCAUACAGAUAUAUGCAUGUCAAGGUGCUGAAAUGGGCCACAGCCUCCUUUCCAUAUGAUGAAACAGUGAUGCCCAUAGUAGUGGAUGCAGAUUUGUGGAUGCUGGAAUUAUGGGGUUCUUGCCUUUGUAGGGAAAACAAGAUUUAGAGAGGACGGAGCCACAGAUUGGGGGAAUGAGAGCCCGUCAUUCUAAACAGACAGCAGCAGUCCGAAAGGGCAGUCUUGAAAGACACUAAGAUGGUACGGAUGAAGUUAGUACCUAUAAUCUUAGAACAGCAAGGCUUGAAGGGGAACCGAUGGAUCAUCAAGUCCAGCCCCAGUCAAGAAGGCCUGGUG
This is a messenger RNA of Pogona vitticeps (central bearded dragon), 3970 nucleotides long. Lineage: Eukaryota; Metazoa; Chordata; Lepidosauria; Squamata; Agamidae. The record is from RefSeq and is a predicted model, not a curated record.